Molecule: messenger RNA, 2278 nt
Organism: Sorghum bicolor (sorghum)
Lineage: Eukaryota; Viridiplantae; Streptophyta; Magnoliopsida; Poales; Poaceae
Product: O-acyltransferase WSD1
Exons: 7
Coding region: 404-2068 (554 amino acids)
Biological process (GO): triglyceride biosynthetic process
Cellular component (GO): plasma membrane
Molecular function (GO): long-chain-alcohol O-fatty-acyltransferase activity; diacylglycerol O-acyltransferase activity
Source: RefSeq, a predicted model, not a curated record
AUUUAUCACAAACAAACGAAAAGGAAAGUGCUACAGUAGUGAAAUCCAAAAAAUUUUCACAUCUAAACAAGACCUUGGUCUCUCUGCAGUUGGGGUCAGUAGCAGGUGGGCUUGCCAAACGGACGCCGACGGCGGAUGAGCCCGCCCAACGCCGCAAGCCGAGCACCUGUUCAAAGCACAGCAGCCAACCCGCCGGGCGCGCGAGCUCGCGGUGCGUUUCCUGCAUAAUAAAACCCGCCUCGCCCGGGCCGGAGGCCGGCACAAGUGGUGGGUCAACUCGCAACCGCAGACCAGAGCGCGGGGCCGCCUCCCCGGAGUCCGGAAGCGCCCAGACGCCGCCGUCGCUGUCGCCACCGCGCGCGGCUCGCCCGCGUCCACAAAAGCCGCCAGCGCCCGUGCGCCGAUGGAUCCUGCCGCGACGGCGGAUCCCGGCAGCUCUAGCUCCUCCACGCCCACGCUGCGGAAGCGGAGGAUCUCUGUAGACACGUCGCGAGAGACCGCGCCCAGGCCAGAGCCGGAGGAGGAGGGCUCGAUGGCGGCGUCCGCACCGGCUGCGGCGGCGGCGGCGGCGAGGAGGAGGGACCUGGAGGCGGCGGGCGAGCCGAUGAGCCCCGCGGGGCGGCUGUUCCGGGAGAAGCACUUCAACUGCUACAUCGUGGCCGUGAUCGGUCUGGGCACGGCGGUGGACGUCGCGGCGGCGCGCGCGGGGAUGGAGGCCACGCUCGUCCGCCACCCACGCUUCUCCAGCAUCCAGGUGAAGGAUGAUGAUGCGAGAAAGAACGCCAAGCCGCGGUGGGUGCGGACCACGGUGAACCUGGACGACCACGUCAUCGUCCCCUACCUGGACCCCGCCGCCACGUCGACCAAGCCGGACCAGGCCGUGGAGGACUACCUGUCCUGGCUGUCCACGGCGCCCAUGGACCACUCCCGCCCGCUCUGGGAGUUCCACGUCCUCAACUUCCCGACGUCCGAGGCCACCGCCACCGUCGCCAUCCGCAUGCACCACUCCCUCGGCGACGGCGUCUCGCUGCUGUCGCUGCUCAUCGCGUGCACCCGCAGCGCCGCGGACCCGGCGCGGCUGCCGGAGCUGCCGCCCGCGCCGCGCCGCGCCGGCCCCGUCUACGCUCGGCCGCGCCCGCCGCUCUCCGCGGGCUUCGUGGCGUUCGCGCUGUGGCUGUGGUCCUACGUCGUGCUCGCGUGGCACACGCUGGUGGACGUCGUGUGCUUCGUGGCCACGGCGUGGUUCCUGAGCGACCCGCGCACGCCGUUCAUGGCCGCGUCCGAGGGCGUCGAGUUCCGCCGCAAGCGCUUCGUGCACCGCACGCUCAGCCUCGACGACGUCAAGUUCGUCAAGAAUGCCAUGAAGUGUACUGUCAACGAUGUCCUGAUUGGAGUGACUAAUGCAGGGUUGUCGCGGUAUUAUUUCCGAAAGACCAGUGGUAGCAACAAUGAGGGGAAAAAAUCACAGAACAUUCGUGUCCGAUCUGCUCUUCUUGUUAACAUUAGGAGAGCCCCUGGUUUACAUGCAUUGACAGAAAUGAUGGCUUCUAGCAAGAACAAUGGGGCAAAAUGGGGGAACCUGAUUGGUUACAUGAUACUACCUUUCCAUAUAGCCAUGCACGAUGAUCCCCUUGAAUACAUCCGCCAAGGGAAAAGGACAGCUGAAAGGAAGAAGGCGUCAUUAGAAGCAGUUUUCACGUACUGGAGUGGGAACCUAAUAGUCAAACUUUUUGGCAUGAAGGCUGCAGCAGCUCUCUGCUAUGGUAUGUUCACAAAUACGACCCUGUCAUUCUCAAGCAUGGUUGGACCUGCUGAGAAGGUGGAGUUCUAUGGCCAUCCAAUCGUCUAUAUUGCUCCCUCUGUCUACGGGCAUCCACAUGCUCUGACUGUACAUUACCAAAGCUAUACGAACUCCAUCAAGCUUGUCCUCGCAGUGGAUGAUGCUCAGUUUCCAGACUCUCAUCAGCUUUUGGACGACUUUGCCGAGUCCCUGAGGCUCAUCCGUCAGGCAGCUUCGAAAGAUGACAAAAAGAAACUAGACCAACAUUCCUUUUUCGGUACAAUGUAGGUUGUUGAUGACAACACACAAAGAAAUGCUGAACAACAUGUCAGGAACUUGAUCGUCUGGUUACCUGAUUGGGGACUACAUAAACUUUCAAGAAAUCGCUAGAGAGGCAGUGCAAAUUGUAAAGUGUAAGACUAGUAUGUAUAUCAAUAUUGUUCAACCAACUGUGGUGGAAUCACAAAAUGGAUAUUAUGCGAAGGAAUUCAACAUCAA